This is a messenger RNA of Mytilinidion resinicola, 985 nucleotides long. RefSeq lists its product as uncharacterized. The record is from RefSeq and is a predicted model, not a curated record. The coding region runs from base 179 to 622 and encodes 147 amino acids. The transcript has 2 exons. NCBI's taxonomy places the organism in Eukaryota, Fungi, Ascomycota, Dothideomycetes, Mytilinidiales, Mytilinidiaceae.
CAGCAAAAUAAAAAGGCGCGUCAGCGACCGUCUUCCUUUUCAGGGCACUGGACACACGCCAGCCAUUACCUAGGGUACCCUUAGAAAGUGGCUCCACGUAGCUUAGCAGCAAUAGGUCGCUCCUCUUGCGCCUCUCAACAUCACGCGAAUGCAAUAGAAAACAGUGUAGGGAUAAAUCAUGGAAUUGAAAACGGUUGACGGGUUUUGCAUUGACAAAUCAAACUCCGCCGAGUUGCAAGAGGUCAUCAACUCUAUGCAUCGCUGGUACCGCAAUUCGGCCAAAUGUUACGUGUAUCUGUCCGCCGUUUCGAUAAAUUAUCAGAGCGGGGUCGAUCAGUUACUUCAGCCUUGGGAGCCGGCUUUCCGGAGGAGCGGAUGGACCUUACAGGAACUUAUAGCUCCUACCGUGGUAGAGUUCUUUGAUCAUGCAUGGCAUCAUCUUGGGAGCAAGAUUAAGUUGCAAGACAUGAUUUCCACAACUUACGAAUAUCAGUCGGGAUGCACUUGCCGGACAAAGCUUAAGCAAAUUCAGCAUAGCGCAAAAGAUGUCUUGGGCAGCGCCCAGGAAUGCUACUCGAUCAGAAGAUAUGGCCUACUCUCUCAUGGGUAUUUUCGACAUUAAUAUGCCCUUGUUGUAUGGUGAGGGACAAGAGAAAGCGUUUCUUCGAUUACAAGAAGAAAUCAUAAAGAAAACAGAUGACCAUUCACUCUUCGCAUGGGAACUUCAAUCGCGAUAUGCUGUCCGUGGCCUUCUCGCACCCUCUCCUGCAGCAUUCAAAACUCUCAAUACAUCGUUCCCUGCAUUAGUCAAGGACCAAGAAAGCCGUAUAGUCCAACAAAUCGGGGAUUGCAAAUACAUCUACUGAUCGCCGAGUAUUUAAGGUGUGGCUUGCAUGCUGCAGCUUUAAAUUGCAUGGAUCAAAGGACUGGAACUCCGCUCGGGAUUCAUCUGAAGCAAAUUGGUGAGAAUCGCUUCGUUCGAACG